This is a messenger RNA of Colletotrichum graminicola M1.001, 4506 nucleotides long. Its product is annotated as ABC-2 type transporter. Gene Ontology annotation, biological process: transmembrane transport. The transcript is spliced from 4 exons. Gene Ontology annotation, molecular function: ATP binding; ATP hydrolysis activity; ABC-type transporter activity. NCBI's taxonomy places the organism in Eukaryota, Fungi, Ascomycota, Sordariomycetes, Glomerellales, Glomerellaceae. The coding region runs from base 1 to 4506 and encodes 1501 amino acids. Gene Ontology annotation, cellular component: membrane. The record is from RefSeq and is a predicted model, not a curated record.
AUGGAAGACGGAACAGUAGCCAGAGGCAGCCACGGCACCUUAACUACAAGGAUCACAGCAACAUCAUCGCUCACCAUAACCAGGGAACAGAGGAUCUUAUCAGAGAAAGAGACGCACGCGCACACCGAAAGCAUCGCGCCAACCAACGCGGAGAAGAAUGGCGAGUCAUCUGGAGAGGAAUCCGAGGCCGAAGCUAUGACUAGCCCAGCGAGGGAUGCCCAAGGCGAUGCAAUGAUGAUCGAUGAGGAGGAUAGAAGAGAACUGCAAAGGAUCGCAACAACACUUUCAAGGCACCAAAGCGCGGUUACCCCCGGUCGCUCCCUUUCGACUCACGUCUCCUAUGGUCAGGGGCUUGCCACGCCGGAUGACCCUGCAUUGGAUCCUUCCAGCAAGUAUUUCGAUCUUUCCAAAUGGCUCCAAAAUUUCAUGCGGGAAAUGCAAAACGAAGAUAUCGCUGUCAAGAACGCUGGGGUUGCUUACAAGAACUUGAGCGUUUCCGGCUCAGGGGCCGCUUUGCAGCUCCAGCAAACUGUUGGUGAUUUCCUCAAGGCCCCGAUGAGGAUCGGUGAGCAUUUCAGCUUUGCCAAAAAGAAACCCAGGAGAAUCCUCAACAACUUCGAUGGCAUCCUGAACAGCGGAGAGCUUUUGAUCGUUCUUGGCCGCCCUGGCUCUGGGUGCAGCACUCUUUUGAAGACCCUGACUGGUGAACUCCAGGGUCUUACCUUGGGAGAGGAGUCCGUCAUUCACUACAAUGGCAUCCCCCAGAAGAAGAUGAUGAAGGAGUUUAAAGGAGAAACGGUCUACAACCAAGAGGUUGACAAGCACUUCCCUCAUCUGACUGUUGGUCAAACACUCGAAUUUGCUGCAGCCGUUCGCACGCCAUCGCGGAGAAUACACGGCAUAACACGCGAGGAACACCAUAAGAAGGCCGCACAAGUUGUUAUGGCAGUUUGCGGUCUUAGCCAUACUUUCAACACUAAGGUCGGCAACGACUUCGUCCGCGGCGUCUCUGGUGGUGAGAGAAAGCGUGUUAGCAUCGCCGAGAUGAUGCUUUCUGGUUCGCCGAUGUGCGCGUGGGACAACAGCACGCGCGGUCUGGACUCUGCGACUGCCCUCAAGUUUGUGCAAUCGCUGCGCCUCGCGUCCGACUUCUCAGGCAGUGCCCACGCCGUUGCCAUCUACCAGGCAAGUCAAGCCAUCUAUGACCUCUUCGACAAAGCCGUAGUUUUGUACGAGGGUCGUCAGAUCUAUUUCGGCCCUGCUCGUGCCGCCAAGUCAUACUUCGAGCGUAUGGGCUGGGAGUGCCCUCAGCGCCAGACAACCGGCGACUUUUUGACUUCGAUCACCAACCCCUCCGAGCGCAAGGCUCGCCCCGGCCUGGAGAACCAGGUGCCUCGAACCCCGGAGGACUUCGAAGACUAUUGGCACCGGUCUCCAGAAUCCCAAGCUCUUCGCCAGGAUAUUUACCAGCACACGGAAGACCACCCGAUUGAUCCCCGCGGCCGGGCCCUCAGUGAGCUCCGCCAACUCAAGAAUGACAGACAGGCGAAGCACGUUCGCCCAAAAUCUCCCUACACCAUCAGCAUAGCAAUGCAGAUCCGGCUCACGACUAAACGUGCAUACCAGCGCAUGUGGAACGACAUCUCAGCCACUGCUACAGCGGCUGCUCUCAACAUCAUCUUGGCUCUUGUGAUCGGCUCGGUCUUCUACGGUACUCCCGAUGCAACCGCUGGUUUCUUUUCCAAGGGAUCUCGACCCAUUGUAGAAAAGCACGCCUCGUAUGCCUUUUACCACCCAGCCUCGGAAGCCAUCGCCGGUGUUGUAGCAGAUAUUCCAAUCAAGUUCGUCACGGCCACCUGCUUCAAUCUUACACUCUACUUCCUUGCAGGGCUUCGCCGUGAGCCAGGCCAGUUUUUCCUUUACUUCCUGGUCAUUUACAUCGCGACCUUUGUCAUGAGCGCUGUCUUCCGAACCAUGGCCGCCAUUACGAAGACCAUAUCUCAAGCAAUGACGUUAGCCGGUGUCAUGGUCUUGGCCCUUGUGAUAUACACUGGGUUUGCAGUCAGAAUUCCCCAGAUGGUCGUCUGGUUUGGAUGGAUCAGAUUUUUGAAUCCGAUCUUUUACGCCUUUGAGAUCCUCAUCGCCAACGAGUUUCACGGCCGUGAGUUCGUCUGCUCCGAAAUCAUCCCUUCUUACACACCUUUGGUUGGAGACUCCUGGAUUUGCUCGACAGUCGGUGCCGUCGCCGGCCAGCGCACUGUUAGUGGUGAUGCUUUUAUCGAGACAAACUACCAGUACUACUACUCUCACGUCUGGCGGAACUUCGGCAUCCUGCUUGCCUUCCUGUUCUUCUUCAUGAUCAUCUACUUUGCUGCAACCGAGCUCAACUCUUCCACCACCAGCACGGCUGAGGUCCUUGUUUUCCGACGUGGCUACGUUCCUUCCCAUCUCCAGGGAGAUGUCAACCGGAGCGUGGUCAAUGAGGAAAUGGCUGUGGCUUCCAAGGAGCAAGAGUCCGACGGCAACGUCAAGUCUAUCCCCCCUCAGAAGGAUAUCUUCACUUGGAGAGACAUCGUAUACGAUAUUGAGAUAAAGGGCGAACCCCGCCGGCUGUUAGACAACGUCUCUGGCUGGGUAAAGCCUGGUACCCUCACCGCUCUUAUGGGUGUUUCUGGCGCCGGAAAGACGACUCUUCUCGAUGUUCUUGCCCAAAGGACCACUAUGGGGGUUAUCACCGGGGAUAUGCUUGUCAAUGGCAAGCCCUUGGACGCCAGCUUCCAGCGAAAGACUGGAUAUGUACAACAGCAAGAUCUUCACAUGUCCACGGCAACCGUUCGUGAGAGCUUGCGCUUCAGUGCCAUGCUCCGCCAGCCCGAAUCUGUUAGCAGAGAAGAAAAGUACGCUUUCGUCGAAGACGUCAUUGACAUGCUCAACAUGCGUGAUUUUGCCGAUGCCGUCGUCGGUAUCCCCGGCGAGGGUCUCAACGUCGAGCAGCGCAAGCUACUCACCAUUGGCGUCGAACUUGCCGCCAAACCUAAGCUUCUUCUGUUCCUCGAUGAGCCCACCAGUGGUCUUGACUCCCAAAGCUCGUGGGCUAUUUGCGCCUUCCUCCGCAAGCUCGCUGAUUCAGGCCAAGCUGUUCUCUGCACCGUCCAUCAGCCCAGUGCUAUCCUGUUCCAACAGUUCGACCGCCUUCUCUUCCUCGCUCGCGGAGGUAAAACCGUCUACUUUGGUGAUAUCGGCGAGGACUCUCGCACCCUUCUCAACUACUUUGAGUCACAUGGUGCUCGGAGAUGCGACGAUGAAGAGAACCCCGCCGAGUACAUGCUCGAGAUCGUCAACAACGGCACCAACUCCAAAGGCGAAGAUUGGCACACUGUUUGGAAGUCGAGCAAUCAAAGGCAUAAUGUCGAGGCGGAGAUCGAGCGUAUCCAUCUGGAAAAGGAGCACGAGGAGGUCGCAGGCAGCGAUGACGCCGGUGCCCGCUCAGAGUUCGCCAUGCCCUUCACCGUACAACUCAUGGAGGUCACUACACGAAUCUUUCAACAGUACUGGCGUACGCCCAGCUAUAUUUUUGCCAAGUUCUUUCUCGGUAUCUUCGCUGGUCUCUUCAUUGGGUUCUCCUUCUGGGAGGCAGGCGGAACUCUGGCUGGUAUGCAAAAUGUCAUAUUCGGCGUCUUCAUGGUCAUCACCAUCUUUAGUACGAUUGUACAACAAGCCCAGUCGGUUUUCGUCACCCAGCGAGCUCUUUACGAGGUCCGCGAGCGCCCAAGUAAGGCCUACUCGUGGAAGGCUUUCAUGUUCGCCAGCAUCAUGGUCGAAAUCCCAUACCAGAUCAUCACAGGUAUCCUCAUCUGGGCUUGCUUCUACUACCCCAUCAUUGGCGUCCAAACCUCUGUAAGACAGGUCUUGGUCCUCCUGUACUCUAUUCAACUCUUCAUCUACGCCGGCUCGUUCGCCCACAUGACCAUUGCUGCCCUCCCGGACGCCCAGACCGCCUCCGGGUUAGUCACCCUCUUGGUACUUAUGAGCUUGACCUUCUGCGGUGUCUUGCAAUCUCCAUCAGCACUCCCUGGUUUCUGGAUAUUCAUGUACCGCGUCUCUCCCUUUACCUACUGGGUAGCCGGCAUCGUCAGUACCCAACUGCACGGCCGGCCCAUUACCUGCUCAGCUUCCGAGACAUCCACUUUUAACCCGCCUAUGAAUCAGACAUGCGGCGAGUAUCUCUCGGAUUAUCUCCGAGAUGCCCCUGGUCAGCUGCAGAACCCGGAUGCCACUGAACAGUGCAGAUACUGCUCGCUAAGUAACGCAGACCAGUACAUGGCCAGCACUAGCAUCUUCUAUGAUGAGAGAUGGCGUAAUUAUGGAAUUGUCUGGGCUUUCAUUUUCUUCAACAUAUUUAUCGCUGUUAUUUCGUAUUAUCUGGUUCGUGUCAAGAAAUGGAACACUGGCGCAUCAAAGAAGGCUAAGAAGGAGUCAAAGGGAAAGAUGCCUAGGACCCAAUAA